UUACCCCUCCCCAAGACAAGUGCACCUCUAGUAUCCACAACGAUGGACAGCAACAACAGCAGCAGCAGCAAGAAGCAGUCUCAGUCCUCUCAUCAUGGCAAGUCCUCGUCUGCUGAAUCGCAAAGGAAGUCCAGUGAGUUACAUACCAACAGCAACAAGCAGAGACACAGCCGUCGAAGGAAUCAGGUUCCCACACCGCGCAACGAUCAGCAACAACAGCCACAGCAGCCAGCGAAGCUACGUCCCAAUGUGGACAAGCGUCCGAAGGCUCGCGGGUUUGGAGGGGGUUACGAUUUCCCUUCACCCCGUGGCCAGGACGGGGCUUCAGGCAGCUCCCGACUAGCCUACUCCGCCACCGGCUACUCACGUAGCGGUGACUUUGACCAUGAACUGAACUCUGUGUAUACACAGGGCAGCAAGAAGCAGAAUCUGAACCAUCUGCUCAACUUCCACUGCGUGCCCAGGGAACUGGAGCGAGGACAUCACCAUCAGGCCCAGCAACACCACGGCUUGAGUGGCCGAAAGCAGCGCUACAACAAGGAGCAGUUCCUGCAGGCCAACUUUCAGUUCGUCAUUAGAUCGGGGGCAAAGGCUCAGGUUAAUGGCUCGCCGGAUGCACUCAUCGAUUGGAGCUACAUCGAGCAGAUCAACAUACAGACCACUGAGGAGUUGCAGUGCCCCAUCUGCCUGUACCCGCCUGUGGCUGCCAAGCUCACCAGAUGCGGACACGCCUACUGUUGGCCUUGCUUGCUGCACUAUCUUUCGCUGAGCGACAAAACCUGGCGCAAGUGCCCGAUCUGCUAUGACGCCAUCCACGCGGGAGAUCUGAAGAGCUGCACCAUCGAACAGCUGAGGGACUUGCAAGUGGGCGAGAAGAUUACCUUCCAGUUGAUGCGGCGCCGCAAGGGCUCAAUGUACAUUGAAAAGCAUGUUGCAGGAUUGGGCGAAACAAUUGAACGUUUCCCCUUUGUGUCCGCUGGUGAAGAGGCUAAACACUACUCGAAGUUUCUAAUAGCGAAGCGGAUGGAUGUGGCCGCCAUCAUCGAGAGGGAGCGUUGCGAACUGCUAGCCGAAUCGGAUACCUCCUGCCCCGAAGAUGUGUUUAUCCAGCAAGCGCUGGUGAUGCUUCAGGAGCGUGGCGAGAAGUUGGGACUCGAGAAACCAGAUCCCAGAGAGGAUGAAGACGAGACGGCACCUGUACUUUGCCUAGAAACCGAGACCAAGAUUGAUAUUGAGAAGUCAGACGAUGCCUCCAUCUCGUCGGGAGAGGCAUCUAGCAGCCUUAGCUACUCGAGCAACCAUAAUAAAUACUAUUAUUUCUACCAGUCAAACGACGGACAGAAUAUUUACUUGCAUCCCUUGAACGUGAAGAUGCUUCAGGCUUGCUACGGCACCUUGGACUUGGGUCCGCUACUCAUCGAAGCCCAAAUCGUGCAGAUGGAACAGCACUCCAUGGAUGAGGAGCAUCGACGCAAGUUCACUUGUCUUGGGCACUUGCCUUUGACUUGUCAGUUUUCGGUUGUGGAAGUCGAACUGCAGCCGCCAGUGGUCUCUGGAGGAAUACUCAAGCUCUUUAAGGAGGACAUUCUUCAUCGUAAGAAGGAGCGACAGCGUCGGGAUCGCGAGGAGCGCAAACGAGAGCAGCACAUCAACGAGAUAAAUGACCGCCAGAUGGGCAAACUUAUUGCCAGUGCAGCUAACCUUGACCUAAGCUCCUCCCAUGAGUUUCCCACUUGCGGUUUCGAGGAGGCUUUGCCCGCUCCCAGUGGUUCUGUGCCCGUGAACAUCAGCAACCAGGACCACGGUUCCCGCUACUCCAGCGUCACUUUGGGCAGUCCCAAGCAGGAGUUGUGGCCCACCAUUGGAAGUAAUUCUCCUGGAGGAGCUGGCCCAUCAUUGGAUAUUCAGGUGGGCGCUUGGGGCCGUUCAGCUCCACCGCCGCCACGGGCUGUCAUGGUCACAAGAACCAGUGAUGAGGACCUUGAGCAGCGAUCUGUGGGCCACUGGGGUCUGGGAGAACUUUUAGUUGGAGCCUUGGACCAGAAAAAGCAAAAGGUAGGAGCAGCUAAAUCGAAUGGAGCAGCUCCUGCGGAAUCCAAGAAGCAAAAGAAGGCCAAGGGAAAGAAGAUGGUUCCCCUGUUCGCCACGGGCAUGAACAGAGCUCCAUGAAGAGCUAGAUGAUGAUCGCUUAUGAAGUUACAAGAUUUAUUGUAUUUUUGUUUUUAUGCGAAUAUUUCAACGUUAUUUUAAAUAACAAAUACGAUUGUUCUUUCAUUGAAGAGGAUUUGGAAAAUCAUUCAGCUAAUCUAUAAUUUAACCAAACAUAUAUUCACAAUACACAUAAGAUAACCAAUAAAAGCAGCAACUACAAUAUGAAA
Molecule: messenger RNA, 2378 nt
Organism: Drosophila simulans
Lineage: Eukaryota; Metazoa; Arthropoda; Insecta; Diptera; Drosophilidae
Product: RING finger protein 10
Exons: 4
Coding region: 43-2169 (708 amino acids)
Biological process (GO): positive regulation of transcription by RNA polymerase II
Molecular function (GO): transcription cis-regulatory region binding; metal ion binding
Source: RefSeq, a predicted model, not a curated record